CCAGUCCACAUACUCAAUAAAUCCCCAGAGGUGAAGCUAACUGAUGCCCAGCGAGUUUGAAGACGACUCCAGAGAAAGGGCUAGACAAAUCACCCCACCGCAACAGGCAAAAUUUAAUUAUCGCAAGAGUCAGGAGAAUGGGUUUCUGCUAUUUCCUCUGGGAGCAACACUUAGAUUUAACUCGAGAGGAUUUAGCCAGAGCAGAAUACAUCCUCCUACAGUCCCCUACUUCCGCGUGCACCUGUCCGCCCGGGGCCACGUCCCUGCUGGAGCGUGUGAGCUGGAAGGGGCUGGAAAUGGGCCGGCGACCAUACAGCGCGCAGUCCUCGAGUUACGGAGCCGCCGCCAGCAAAAAGACCUUUCUUUGCUUCGGCGACACUGACGCGGGGACGGGCAAGCGAAGCCCGAGCCUUCGCCCUUCCCAGGCGGGCCCACGCCCCAUGGCGUGCGGGAGGCCGGCCGCACCGGGGCGAAGGCGCGGCGGAUCCGUCUCCCAGCGACGGGAGCGGGAGGCCGAGAACACAGACGCCCCGGGCCCGGCAGUCGAGCCGAGCCGGGCGGCAGACGGCCUCGCUGGCGUCCGUGCUGCCCGCCGGCAUGAGCCGCUGGCCGGGCUCCUAUUAAAGGUGCUGCAUGUGCUGGAUCCGGACCGGAAGCUGGAAGACACGUGGGCUUAUUGUGAGGACACUGGCAAGAGUGCGGAGGAACCCAGGAAGCUUUUCACAAAACGUUGCACCGGAGUCCCGUCGGGGCGUCCCAAGGAGACGCCUGUGUCACAUUCAGGCCAGUGGCCCUGUGAAGAAAAAGCUAGUGAAAUGGAUUUGCUCCGCGACAAUGGUCCUCUUCUUCAGGACAAUGCCCGCAAAGGGGUCAGUGACUUCUGCAGCUGGCUUGCUGCUGUGGGACAUCUGAACAUCGAUGAAGAGUUCAUCCUGAAACAGUUCGACGUUGACAUUCGGAACAGGCUGAGCCGUGACGUGCUGCGUGUGAUGAGGCCCAACCAGGUCCCCCUGGAGCUGCGCUGUAGGGUGGGGCUCAGUAAGCUACAGGAGCCAGGAUUUUUCCAGGAACUAGACCAGAAGAGGAAACCCCAUAAGGCCCAGAAUCCUCAUAGACCGAAGUGGGUGAAGAUGAGGUAUGGGGCAUGGUAUCUGAACACCAAGCUGUGGAGAAAGCAAAGAGCAGAUGAACCUUUGGUUGACCCCAAGGUCUUACGCCAAGCUCAAGAUGAGAGUUCCAGAAGGAAGCUGCGGGCACAGGAGGAGCGGCUGGCAGACUUCCACGCCACAGCUGCCUUCAGGGACUUCAUCCUCAGCCGGGGCCACAGGAUGCCGAGUUUCCUUGAGAAUAUAUAUGCUGGGAAGAAGGGUAAAUGUGCAUGUAGGACUCCUACAAAACCCACGCAAGGCUAGAAGCAUCUGAUCUCUGCUGUGGCCUGGGAAAGCAGUGGAGGAUGGCCUGAGUCCUUGGGCCCCUGCACCCGCAUGGGAGACCUGGAGGAAGCUCCUAGUCCUGGCUUCGGAUCGGUGCAGCUCUGGCUGUUGCGGCCAUCUGGGGAGUGAACUAUUGGAUGGAAGACCUGUCUCUCUCUGUCUCUCCUCUCUCUGUGUAACUCUUUCAAAUAAAAUAAAUAAAUUCUUAAAAAAAUAAUACCAAAUCUCUAGGUGAUGGUGUUCCUUUUGGGUUCCUCUUGAUCCCAUCUCAAUCUUCCUGCACUGACUUGGCUGCGUGGUAACACAUUUAGUGGGGAAACUGACCAGGAAAGAAGAGGACACUUUUCAAAAAUGAUAGCAGAUACACAGCUUGGCAGGAAGGACCGCACAGGUGGACGCAACAGUGUUCUGUACAGCUGGUCAGCAGGCCACAGGCCACGGCUGCUGGGUGACAUUUCCUUCAUACACUUCCCAUCCCACGUGCUUUUUGCUCUCAGCCAGUCCCUUAACUGUCAAGAAUUACUUACUCAAUAGAGUGACUUAAAUCUUUCAUUGUGAAGUGUCUGAGCCGUGGUGGUCCUGACCAGCCAGGACAUUUUUUUGUCAGUGGAUAUAGCAACAGCAGGGGGACUCCAAGGGACCCCUCAGUUUCCGUGACUCUAUUAUAAACCAUCUUCCAUUGUUAGCCAUGAUUCAUCACUGCCCACACCAUAUAGCUCUCUCAUUUUCUGGUUCCUCAGGCGCUAUGACAAGUGACCACGUGACGGUCUUGGCUUCCAAUUAAGUGGACCAGUAUUGUUUUGUACUGGUAGGAGACUUCUCCUAAGCUUUAAAUCAUCAGAGCCCAGUCAUGGAGCAAAGAAGUAACUCUUUUGCAAGUAGCUCUUAAGGUCACGCCCCUUCCAGGGAUACCUCUUGGUUCCUAGACCCGAGUGUUCUGGCUGUGGGGGAAACGAUGUGCCCUGGUUGCUGGCUGAGAGUAAAUAAUGCAUCUUGACAGGUCUCGUCCCCUGUGUCAGUCAGCUCUCCACGACCAUGACUAAAUCCCUGAGACAAACCACUUAGGAAGGAAGAAGUUUUAUUUUGGUUCACAGUUUUGAAGAUUCACAGCCCAAGACCUUACAAUGACAUUGCUUGGUUGUCUACUGAGGGUGGCAGACAGUGACACCAGUAUAGAGGAAGGAUUGCAUGGCGAACCAGGAAGGAGAAAGAGCAAAUGGGCCCAUCUCAGGCCCUCUCACAAACACCGCCUUCCCAGAUCACACCCUUGGUGACCCAAAGACCUUCCAUGAAGCCCAAAUCUUCAACUCCAUACUUGGAUCAAGUAUCUAGCCUCCCCGUACCCUUAACUUAGAACUAGGGGGAUCCGAUCAUGUUCAAACUACAGCAUCUCCCAAGCGGUGCUGUAGAUGAAUCUUUUCUGCUUCCUCUGUAAGGCUAGAGUACCCCAUGGUGUCAGCUUGUUGUGUUACCACUUGGGCUGUAAAAGUAGCUUCUUGGUGAGAACCAAUGUUGGGUGUAAUACCCUGGUUGGUGGUGAAUAAGCCUUCAGUAACUCUAUGAAUGUUGGUGUGGGAAGAGGUUUGUUAAGCAAGGUCAGCAAAUCCAGAAGAAGUUGCUAUUCUAGUAAAGAUAAAUUACUAGUUCGUGAUGGUGGAAGAGAUCCAUAGCACUCUAUAAAUAACUCCCUCAACAACCAUAACCACUCCCGUCUAGCUUUGCUUGCCUACCGUGGGGGCUGGAAAGCUCAAGGCCACGCUGCUCAGACCGCCUUCAUGUUUCAAGUCAUUAAAGUGCUCCACAAGUGUGGAGCCCAGGGGAGGACCAGAGGGGGAGCUGACCCUCUCUGCCUGCCAGUGUGGGAGGCGUCCAGUUCUCAGGCCAGCAGGGCCAGGACUCUGGCUUUGAGGUGAUGGUGGCAGUGAUGGCAUGCAGAGAAUCCCUUACUUUUCCAGGCCACAUUGUUCCCAGCUGUUACACUCAGGUCUAACUAAUACCAGGGACUUGAAUUUGUUUUGUGCAUUUUUUUAAAAGAAUUACUUAUUUAUUUGAAAGGCAGAGUUAAGGGUGGGGUGGGGGGAAGGAAGAGAAAAAGAGAGAGAGAGAGAUCUUCUAUUUGCUGACUUACUCCCCCAAAAGGCUGCAAGGCCAGUACUGGACCAGGCUGAAGCCAGGAGCUUCAUCCAGGUUUCCCGCAUGGGUGCAGGGGCCCAAGGACUUGAGCCAUCUUCUGCUGCUUUCCCAGUUGCAUUAGCACAGAGCUGGAUCAGUAGUGGAGCAACCGGGACUCGAACCGGUGCCCAUAUGGGAUGCAGGCACUGCAGGCAGAGGCGCAACCUUCUACACCACAGCACUGGCUCCAACCAGCCCUGCCUUCUUAAUCCUCCUAUGUCUCUACCUGCUGAGCUGAACCAUCAGCUGCUCACCAUCAGUUGGUGCUAUCUGCACUUCAGGCCAUUUCUUCUUUCACACAAAGUGGUCAAUAGGAUGAAAUCCUUAAACUUCUGUCUUCUGGAACAUAAACACACUGUGCCUGGUACCAUCAUAUAUAU
Messenger RNA from Oryctolagus cuniculus (rabbit), 3985 nucleotides. The record is from RefSeq and is a predicted model, not a curated record. Lineage: Eukaryota; Metazoa; Chordata; Mammalia; Lagomorpha; Leporidae.